Messenger RNA from Anneissia japonica, 1948 nucleotides. Its product is annotated as queuosine salvage protein-like. The transcript has 9 exons. The record is from RefSeq and is a predicted model, not a curated record. Lineage: Eukaryota; Metazoa; Echinodermata; Crinoidea; Comatulida; Comatulidae. The coding region runs from base 172 to 1203 and encodes 343 amino acids.
CGAAAAGCUAAAGGCGAACAUUUUAUGGGUGACGAUAUAGAGGGCUCACUCUUCAAUACAAAACAUGGCGUAGUAAGACGUAUGCUACGGUUACAGUGAGUACACAUGUGCGGCAAUCAAGAAUGAAGAUUUAGUUGUUCUUACAAAGAAGGAAGGAUAAACAUUUUCAAGAUGGAUGAUUCUUAUAGAAAUGUUUUAUCACCAAGAGAGUCUGCUAAGUUUAUAGCUACCAAUAGCACAGAUGUCAAAAUAAAGAAAGAUGGAGUUGAAAGAGUUGCUAAAAUUAUUCAAGAAAACCUUUGUAGCAGUGAGUAUAGCAUAAAGGCAUGGAAGCAACAUAAACUCCAUCCACAAAAAAUGGAGGCACCAACUGUAGAUUGGAUAUUUGUAAUUGAUACAUUGAAUUUUUCUUUUUGGUCGGAAUCAAAUGAGAAGCGAUUUUUGGUGGAGUACAACAAUGAAAAACAUAGUGGAUACUGGUCACUAUGUGCUGCCCUCAAACGGGCACUGGAGGAAGGGAUUCCAAUAACCACACCAUCAUACUACAGUACUGUUAGUCUACGUCAGUUGCAAUACAUUUUCCGAUCAGCGACUGACACUAAUAUCCCACUGCUGGAAGAACGACUAGAACAUCUACAUGAAGUUGGAAAAAUCCUGGUUGAGAAAUUUGAUGGAAGUUUUGUAAGAUGUGUUGAACAAUGUCAAAACAGUGUGGAGAAAUUACUUGAAAUCAUCACAACAAAUUUCCCUUGUUUUAGGGAUUAUGCUGGAUUCAAAGGAAAAAAAGUAUCUAUAUUGAAGAGAGCUCAGAUUCUUGUGGCAGAUAUAUGGGCUUGCUUUGAGGGCAAAGGUUAUGGAAAAUUCCAUGAUGUUUCGCUCCUUACAAUGUUUGCAGAUUAUAGGGUUCCUCAGGUUUUAAAUUACUUUGGGGUCUUGGAGUACUCUACCGCCCUCAUGGAGGAUUUAAAAUCUUUUAGGCUUUUCACUCCAGGCGAGAGACUUGAAGUGGAGAUAAGAGGCAAUUCCAUAUGGGCAGUAGAGUUGAUAAUGGAGAAACUGCGCCAAGUUCAGGAAAGCAGUGUACUUGAUGGAGUUCAUUUAAACGCGGUCAUUGUCGACUUCUAUCUGUGGAAUUUCUCCAAGGAUCAUUGGGCCGACAUGCAGCAUAUACCAAUACACAGGAUUAGAAGUAUCUGCUACUAAAGAAUUGCUAGUUCCUAGGGGGUUGUCAGGGACAUUGUGUGUGUGACUAAAGUCCAACUAAGACAGCGUCGUACAACACAACCUGACGUGAUUUGUUGUUGGGUUUGUGUGAGUUAAACGCUGAUGCAAUAGAUAGGCCUGUGUCAGUGGCAGUCGCGUCGUGAUAUUAAACGUUCUUAAUAUUCUCACGACAACCUAAAGACUGUCCCAAACAAUAAAUCAUGACGCUGUCUAAGUGUGGGAAAAAACAAAUGUGUGUGUGUGUGAAAAGUGUGAUUUUUUUUCCCCUAAAAACAAGUAACACUGAUGACAUUAAUAACAUGUUUUUGGUAUAAAAAUACCCCUUUAAUAAUAAAUUUUUCCUGUAACUUUUACUGCAAUGCAUGACCUUUUAUACAUUUUUAUGUAAUAGGAGUGAUUCCUGUCUGCAUUACAAAUCAUGUUUAGACCCUUUUUUAUUUUAUAAGCAUAAUAAUACAAAUGUGUAUUUAUACUUGGUCAGCUUUAUCUAUAUAAAUGUGAUUUUUAUAUAUUAUGUAUAUCUAUUCUAAUAGUGCUCUUAGCAACAGUAAUGUUUUUCUAUACAUAGAUAAUGGUGAGCAAGAUAUUUUCAAUAAUUUUAUCCUUUCUUAAACAGAACUAUGUCCAAUACUGAAAUUUUACUAAACAUAUUUUCUUUAUUUAAUUCUGAAAUAUGUUCAAUAAAUAAUAUUUUACCUUGGCAAUAAAAAGUGUUACGAUGUCA